AUGGAGACGAUGGCUCGAAACUACGGCUCAGCCUUGUAUCGGCUUUAUGCCAAGCUCGAGGAAAAGACCGUCGCUCCCGAAAGCACCAAUCCUCUAACCAAAAUCUCGGCGACAGAAGCGGCUAGAAGAAUUCGAGAAGGCGAAUUGUCAUCAUAUGAGCUGGUCAAGUGCUAUCUGGACAGAAUAAAACAUGUUAACUUGUAUGUGAAUGCUGUGGUUGAGACUUUCGAUGUGGAGGCGUUGGAAGAGGCAAAGAAAGUCGAUGAGUACAUCAAGAAUAUCGACAAGAGUUCGUUGGAGUAUAAAACAGUGAGUAGUUUUGCUGGGUUUGAAAUCAUCCGUCUAAAUUUCCAGCUAGCCGAGAAGAAGCCGCUGCUUGGAAUCCCUAUCUCGAUCAAGUGCGCAUUCGAGGUGAAGGGCCACAGGAAUGUCUCUGGUGCUUACUUUAGAAGAGAUAUUCCAUUGUGUACCGAAGAUGCAGUUACUGUUCAACGGUAAGCUCAAGAUCUUUUUAAAACCUUGUCAUCUCCUCUAUUCAUAAUCCAAACUCCAUUCAUCCUCAUUUUCUUGCAGAAUUCGAGCAGCCGGCGGUAUUCCCCAUUGCUACAGCAAUGUUCCUGACAGUUGCUUGUGGAUCGAAAGUUCCAAUAAGACUUAUGGCACCACCUCUUCUCCCUAUGAUACCAGAACAACUUGUGGUGGAUCUUCUGGCGGGGAGGGUUCCGUCAUUGCAUCCGAAGGAUCCCUUCUUGGGAUUGGCUCGGAUUUGGCCGGAUCUGUGCGAAUACCGUGCAUUUUGAAUGGAGUUUUUGGAUUGAAGCCGGUGAAUGACAUUCCCAUGGAGGGCCACUGGCCAGAUUGCGCGGGCGAUGAGUUGCGACAAAUGGCCGUGAUUGGCCCUCUGGCCAGAUAUGCCGAGGAUAUCGCGACUUUUUAUAGUGUAGGCUAUUUUAAGCGGCAUGACAUAUAUUUCAUUAUAAGAACGUAAUAUGUAUUUAUUUCAUAUGACAUUUUCAGGUCCUCUCCGCAACCCCGAUCCCAAGUGAUUUCAUUGACUUAAAGCCAAGCAAGGUUCUUUAUACUCUCCCCCAAUUCAAGAGCGUUCUUCCAUUGUCAGCGUCAACGCAGGGAGCCGUAUUUAGAGUUGCAGAAUUCUUGACUCAUGAAUACAAUGUUCCCACUGCAGAAUUUGAAUUGGAAGAGGAGCAGAAAAUCUUUGAAUGGUAUGGAAAUGAAGUAUGCAAACCCGGAGCUCCGACUAUGGCUGGGGCUGUUGUUCCGGUAAGUUAAUGAAAGGGCAAAGACAUGCGUAGAGAUAAAAAAUGCUCUCCAAAGGAUUAGGUUCAAACAGUAGCGAAAUUUUGAUAAGCAUUGAAAAAAUUGUAGUUUAAUUCUUUGAUUGCGGCGUCUGAUGAAGACCGCAACCUUUUUUUUAAGUUGACGAAAUGGCCAUUUAAGGAAAAAAUCAAAUCUAACUGUCAAAUCUGCAGAUUUGAAUUUCUUUUGAAAAAAUUUAAAGACGCAAAAAUGAUUUAUCGACGUAUUCCUUCAGACCGCCGACGACUCCAGUUUUGGCUUUGAGCGUCUCAAGGCAUUCCUUGGAGUCAGCAAAGCUUCCGCUGGAGUAACCCUCGUCACCAACAUCUUUGGGGAAUUCCGCCCUCCAAAAGUGUAUCAGCGCCUUCACGAAGAGCUCCUGGAAUACCGUCAAAGUCUCAACGAACUCCUCAAAGACAAUGUUGUCCUUGUGGCUCCAGCUUUCCCCAAGACUCACUACUUCCAUAACGAGCUUUUGUUUACUCUGUAUGACUUCUUCUACACAGCUCUAUGGAAUACCAUGGCUCUUCCAGCGGCUGUAGUCCCAAUAGGAUUGGAUAACGAGGGAUAUCCAAUCACUGUUCAGCUGAUUGCUGCCAAAGGAAACAAUUAUUUAUUGAUGAGACUGCAACAAGUUUUGGAGACGAAAUUUGGUGGGUGGAAGCCACCAAAGAGAGUGUAAAUAUAUAAAUUUAAAAUUUGAAAUGCUUACAAUUUUGUAAAUUGUAUAUAUGCUUGAGCUCAAUAAAUAGAUUGACUAGUAUAUUUAAAACUCUUUGCAAGCAAAAAAAUCCAAACCGCGUAACUUUUUGAAGUAAAAAAUUGUUCAUAACACAUCAAAAUAAUCAAGGCACCCUUUUCUAGCUAUGUGAGAAUCAGGAAGCAAAUAUUUUUUUGAUGUUUCAUUUUUUUAAUAAUGAGGGAUUUUUGCCCUUUUAGUACAAGAAAGAAAAAUAUUAUCAGUCGCGGCUAACCGUCAAAAAAUCAUCCAUAAAACAGAACAUGUAAAAAAUGAACCCGGAACAAAUUGAAAUUUCAGGUCAGGUAGUAAAAAAUCCUACAAAUUUUAAUGCGAUAAAAUUCUGAUUUUUCGCUAAAUUUAGUCAAAAAAUUCAUUAACCCUUAACAAAGAUAAACAACACAACUUUUGAGCAACAUGACUUGUCAACCUCACUCGUCAAUCAAAAACACACUAAUCCCUGAUUACAAAGGUUGUCAAGAAAUAAGCCUUUAAAAACUUUUUGCUUUUUACAUAUCAUUACAAACGUACGGGGUCAGCUAAUGCAAGUUUGGUCUGAGCUUGAAGGAAAAGUAAGUUUAUGGCCCAUAAUAAAAGGUCGGUUGGUCUUGAGUAAAAAAUUUAUAAGUCAUCAAAAUCUGCACUUGAGUUUUUGAACUUCCUUCGAAACGAAAUGUUCAAAGCGACUUUUCGAGUUUUAAAAAAUUAUUUUUCCGGUUGAUUAUCGCUAUUGUUGCAUCCUUGAUUUAAAAAAAUUAUAGCAUCACUACUAAAAGUGCCUUUGGUAAGUGAAGAAAAUACGUAGACUACCCUGGCUUUAGCCUACGGUACCUUAAUUUAAACAUUUGUAUUUUUUAGAGCUGUCAAGCACCACAAUCAUCAUUGCCAAUGGCCAGAUUUCUCCAACGUGGCCUUGGCGCCUUGUACAGAAGAUACGCUGAAUGUGAGGAGCGUUCGAUAGUCCCAAAAAGCGAUGACCCCUUGACGAAAUUGUCAGUUAAACAAGCGGCCAAGGAGAUUCGAGAGGGGAAAUUGUCAUCAUCCGACCUGGUCAGAGCCUAUUACCGACGGCUGAAACAUGUCAAUUUGUACAUCAACGCGGUGACCGAAACCUUUGAAGGGGAGGCGUUGGAAGAAGCGAGGAAAGUGGAUGAUUACAUCAGAAAUUUGGACAAGAAUUCAGAGGAAUUCAAAAAUGUGAGCGUUUCAGAGAGUAGCUCUGUUAAACGGUCCUUAGUGUAGAAGGUGUGGAUGUUUCUAAGCUGAAAAGCUGAAAAUUCUUUUUUUUCAGCUUCCGUCAACCAAGCCACUUCUGGGAAUCCCCGUUUCCAUCAAGUCAGCCUUUCAAGUGAAGGGUCAUCGAAAUAUCUCUGGUCUACCUCAUCGACGAGACAUUCCAUUAUGUGCUGAAGAUGCCCCGGCAGUUCAGAGGUGGGUUCUAGACUUUUGUACAUAAUAGCGAUAUAGCGGAUCUAAUUUAAUUUAAAAAUGCCGCAACUUUAGAGGAUUUUUGGUUGUAGUUUAAUAAGCUUUAACAUCGCGCCGCAUUGUCACAAUUCCAGAAUUCGGUCGGCUGGUGGAAUUCCUUAUUGCUACACAAAUGUCCCCGACGGAUGUCUGUGGAUCGAGUCGUCAAAUAAAAUCCAUGGCACCACUUCAUCUCCUUAUGACAACCGGACAACAAGUGGAGGGUCUUCCGGCGGCGAAGGGGCUCUAAUUUCGGCUGAAGGAUCCGUAAUUGGGAUUGGAUCGGAUUUGGCGGGAUCUAUUCGAAUCCCAGCAUUAUUCAAUGGAAUUUUUGGGCUGAAACCGGUGAAUGACAUUCCCAUUGAAGGGCAUUAUCCAUCAGUGGAAACUGAUGAGAUGAAGAUCAUGGCUUCAAUUGGGCCACUGGCCAGGUAUGCCGAAGACUUGACUGUUCUGUACAGUGUGAGUUUACGCUUUUUUUAUAAGCUUAUUUAUCAGUUUUUUAGGUCCUGUCAGCCACUCCAAUUCCCUCAAAUUUCGAGUUGAUAAAGCCCACCAAAGUCCUGCAAUAUUUUCCCCCAGUUGGAGUGAUUCAUCCAUUAGAUGAUGAUGUGAAAAAUGCUGUCCCUAGAGUCGUAAAUGCUCUAACACAUCAAUUUGGGGUCAAAAGUGAGGAUUUUGAGUUGCCGACAAUUGAAAAAAUCGUGGAGUGGUAUGUAAACGAAGUAAGGGAUCCAUCGAGACCAGCUUUCAAAGGGACGGUAAAUCCGGUAAGUGCGAGGACGGGGAAAUGCAAAUUCCUUGGCUUAUUGCAAGGCCUGGAAAAUUUUAGCGAAAGGCCAUAAAAAAAUUCACAAAAAAACUCUAAUCCUCGCCUUUCAGAACCCCUCCGAUUUUGAAGGAUUUACCGGCACGCUGAAGCUUUUAUUUGGACUCAGCAAGUCCACAUUUGGCUCAGUUUACGGCGAGAAAGUCCUGACCACUCCCAAUGACCACAAGACAUACAAUAAGUUACACAACGAGCUCCUCGAAUACCGUCAGAAACUGAAUAAUAUCCUGAAAGACGAUGUGAUUCUGGUAGCGCCAAGUCUUCCGCUGACCCACUUCUUCCACAACGAGUUGAUUAUCCGCCAAACCGAUUGGAUUUCGACUGCAAUGUUCAGUGUUUUGGGAGUUCCGGUGGCUACAGUACCCUUGGGAUUGGAUAGUAAUGGAUAUCCGGUUGGAGUUCAGCUGGUCACCGCAAGGGGCAACAAUUACUUGCUGUUGCGGAUGCAAGAAGUGUUGGAGAAAACUUUUGGAGGCUGGAGGCCGGCCGAGAGACAUUAG
Bursaphelenchus xylophilus (pine wood nematode) is the source of this 4852-nucleotide messenger RNA. The record is from the annotation of a GenBank genome assembly. NCBI's taxonomy places the organism in Eukaryota, Metazoa, Nematoda, Chromadorea, Rhabditida, Aphelenchoididae.